This is a messenger RNA of Fonsecaea nubica, 981 nucleotides long. RefSeq lists its product as hypothetical. Gene Ontology annotation, cellular component: preribosome, large subunit precursor. Gene Ontology annotation, biological process: ribosomal large subunit biogenesis. The record is from RefSeq and is a predicted model, not a curated record. NCBI's taxonomy places the organism in Eukaryota, Fungi, Ascomycota, Eurotiomycetes, Chaetothyriales, Herpotrichiellaceae. The coding region runs from base 1 to 981 and encodes 326 amino acids. The transcript has a single exon.
AUGGAUGCCGAAUCGAGUCAAAUCGGCGUCCGCAAUACUGCCACACUCGGGGAACAGAUUGCCAGUAAUAACAACACCGGAAAAGAUAUCGUUGACUCUUCCUCUGCGACCGACGAGUACGACGAGUCUGAUGGCGACUACGAAUUCGAAGAGGACGUCGACGAUUUCAACGAGGCAAAGUGUUUAUUCUGCAACCAGGAGAGCCCAGACCUCGACCAGAAUUUGGCCCACAUGUUAAAAGUCCACGGCUUGUACAUCGACCCGGCGCAUCUGCUGGUAGAUGUCGAGACCCUCCUCGCAUACUUCCAUCUCAUCAUCUCCGGACGGCACGAGUGUCUCUAUUGUGGGACGCAAAGGAACACUCUCGAGGCGGUGCAGCAGCACAUGAUGGCCAAAGGGCAUUGCAAAUACGACAUUGGGGAUGAGGAUGCCGAGCUCAGAGAGCUGUUUGACGACUCAUUGCCGCAUGCAAAAGAGGACCUACUCCGACAUCUCCACGCCAUGCACGGGCCCGAUGACACCCACCUUCCAUCGCAAGUCAGAUCGAGGAAACGACGGCCAUCAAAACGGCCCGACAAACACGGCCUCGACAUCACAGCCUCUACGCCCGACCAAGUACCACCGACUUCGACUUCGACUUCGCAGUCAAACACUGAUGCCGAGCCAGCCUCGAAUGCUAACCGCACACCUUCUCCUUCCCAGGGCGCAUUGAGCACAAGAGCACUGAAGCAAGAAUGCACACUCAACAACCAACUCGCGCAACUCCGAGCAGGUGACCGGAGAAGUCUACUACACUUACCGCCUUCGCAACAGAGGGCAUUGUUGGCGACCCAUCACAAACAGACGGAGAAGGCGAGGAGGACGGAGCAAAUCAGUCAAAGCAACUUGGAGAGCGUAGGCAACAAGGUCAAUUGCCUGGGAAAAAUCAGAUUGGUACGGAAACCUCCUCACACCGGCAAUAUCUUCAGCCUGAAUCGGUGA